This is a messenger RNA of Adelges cooleyi (spruce gall adelgid), 4896 nucleotides long. RefSeq lists its product as uncharacterized. Gene Ontology annotation, molecular function: ATP-dependent chromatin remodeler activity; ATP binding. The transcript is spliced from 31 exons. Bases 241 to 4644 code for a protein of 1467 amino acids. The record is from RefSeq and is a predicted model, not a curated record. NCBI's taxonomy places the organism in Eukaryota, Metazoa, Arthropoda, Insecta, Hemiptera, Adelgidae.
AAACUUUCCCGCUCAUUUUGUCAAGUAUUACUUUAUUCGCAUCGUGUGUCGAUUGAUUGAUGAUACUUUAAACUGAGAGUUGAGUCUUGACAUUAGUCAGUUUUCGCCGACACGUCUUUUGUAUUUUGGUUACGUUUCUGUCGAACUUUUAAUUCAAAGUUGUCAAGAAUAUUUUCUAAAUAUAUAGUGGAGGAUUUAAAAUUGUUUAUGUUAUAUUUAUAAAUAUUGUUAUGUAACAUAAUGGAGAACAUUGAAUUUUACUUCGGUUCUUCAUCAAAUGAUCGAUACGACAGAAAUAUUGUUAAUACAAAUCACAAAGAAACGAAUAUGAAAAGAAAAUUUUCAGAUUCUUACGAAGAGCAUGAAGGGCCUUUGAAUCAGACUUCAAACGAUGAUUUGGGCAGUUGUCAUGUAAAGAAAAGAUUUGCUUAUUGUAAACAUAGCCAGUCUACAGUUCAAAGCAAAAAUGAUUUGAAAAACAGCGUUUUUGAAUGUGAACAUUGUCGUUUGGCUGAUGAUUCUGGUUUUGAAAAUCAGAAUUCUGGAUUUUCAUUAAUUGAAGAAAGUAUUGAUUUUGUUAACAGUAAUAACGAAAACUAUUUUGCUGAAGGUACUGACAAAAUUAUUUGUGAAAUUUCAGAAAUUUUAAAUGAAAUAAUUGUCAUUAUUGAAAAAGAUACUGAAUAUUUUAAUUUCAGCCACAUUGUUGACAUGAGCACAAUAAGUUAUGUAGAUAUUAAUAAAUCAAAUAUCAUAAAAUCUGAUGAUAGAAAUGACAAUUAUCAAAUGAAGGAUGACAAUAAGUUUAGUGUUCAUACAUCACCAAAUAAUAUUGUUAACUGGAUAGACCCUAAAAAAUGUGACGAACAAGCUGACACUACAAAAAUGGAUGGUCAAAUCUGUGUAUAUCCUGAUUUUUUUAUGGAAGUCGACGCUGAAAACAAUUUAAAAAAACAUUCUUCAACACAGAUAGAACAUUCUUCUACUAUACAUAAUCAAGGAUUUAAAUCUAUGAAUGAUAGUUUUGAUAUACUAUCGCCUAUAAAAUUUCGAGGAGAUUUGUACAACGAUGAUGAUUGUGACAAUGAUAUAGACGUUGAAUAUGAAGAAGCUAAUUUAGUUCAAGAAAAUAUCGAGGACAGUGUUGAUUUCAGCCCAAUAAAGUUUAGAACAGAUGUGUAUAAUAUUGAUAAAGAAUCUGAAGAGGAAAUUAAUGCACAACACUGUAUUUUGUCCAAUCAAACAGAAUAUAAAAAGUGUCUUUUUAUAUCAUCAAACGCACCUGAACAAUCAACUAAUAGCCCAUAUAAAAAAGAGCAAUUAAAUGAACUUUUGUUACCAACAUGUUUUUAUUUCGGGACUCCUAUUAACAGAAAUGAGAAUAAUACUGCAGUUGAUGAUUUAACAAAUCUUUCAAGAAAUGAUAUUGACGUAGGUAAAUCUGAUAAUAAAGAGUUUGAUCUAUCCAAGUCAAUAGUGGUUUGUGAUAUUUAUGAUGAUCUUGCAUUUGGAAACACUUCAAAUUUAAUAGCUAUUGAUAAAAAUAAUACCUUUUCUCAAAACGAGACCAGACUGUCGUCUAAUGGAUCUGAAAAAAAUAUUGCAAAUAAUUCUGAGAGAAAUAGCCUUACUCUUCUAAACAAUGACAAUAUAACUAAUAUUGCUCCUAAUAAUUUUUAUUUUGGAUCUAAAAUUCCCGAAAGUUCAUGUAGUGUAUUUGAGUCUGACCCCAUAGAUAAAAUGGAAGAAAUUGAUGACUUAACAGAAGACAAAUUAAAUAAAAGUAAUGACAGUAUCGGCCAACCCACUCUAAUAGAAUUUCAUGAAAACAUAGCUAUUUUAGUACCAAAGUAUUCUAGAGCUAAUAGUUUUUUAAAUAACUUGGAUGAUAGCACACUGGUGAAUGAACCUGUUGUUGAGAAAAAGGAUUAUGAAUCUUUUUACAAGUCUUUUGAAGAUAUGUCAUUUUCAUCAGACGAUGAUGAACUGUUGUUCAAACCCUCGCUUAAUGAUUUAGUAAAAUAUGAAGUUGAAACAGAAGCUGUCAUGAAAAAUAUAUCCAAUGAGAGCAUUGUAGCUAAAGGUGACAAAAACUCAGUUAAUAGUGGAUUUUGCAGUUCUAGUCCACAAAGACCUAAUAAAAACAUUUUAAGUUCCAGCCGUUUUGUAAACGAUUAUGACAAUGGUUAUAAUAAGUCUUUGUUUAAUUGUGAAUUGAGUAGUGUUGGCGAAGUAUCAGAUGAAGAUAAUAAUCAUAGGGUAUUAUCAUUUCUCGAUAAUUGUAUUGCGCCUGAUUCAAUUAAUAAUAGUUCUAGCAGCAAUAACACUUUAUAUGAUUCUAUGAAUCAAUCGUUAUUAGCAAAUAAUUCUUCAUCAUUCCAUUCAACUGUUGGCUAUUCUACGAACCACAGAAAUGAGAUGGCCACUGAUAAUGAAGAUGAAAAUUAUGAGCAGUUUGAAAAAAACAUGAAUAAAAAUAGAUUUAAUGCAUUUCGAUCUACAACUUUUGAAUCGUCCUUAAAAACUUCAAAAGAAUUGGCAAGUGAUAAAAAUGUUUUAUCGGAUGCAAGUAGCAAACUCAAUAUAGUAAAUUUGAGUAAAAAUAAUAUGUACACAAUUUACGAAAAUGAUAAUAAAGAUGUACCUGAUGAAAAGUGUGCUAUAAGUGAUUUCAAGUCUCCAUUUAUACCAGUUUUGGCACAAUCUUUAAAUGUUAAAAAAGCUCUUCUCAAGAAAGCUGCUUCUAACAUCAAUGUUGGUGCAAUGGGCGAUAAAGCAUAUGAAACGUAUCGAACACAGCAGACUCUGACAUUAGACGUGUUGGAGAUCUUGCACAAAUCUUUGGAAACUCGUCCAUCUCCUAAUGUGUAUUUAGAUGAUCCGCUAGGGUUAAAUGUACCACUUAUGCUCCACCAAAAACAUGCCAUAGCGUGGCUUAUGUGGAGGGAAAGUCAAAUACCCCACGGUGGAAUUCUAGCUGACGACAUGGGUUUGGGUAAAACUCUAACAAUGAUUUCAUUGAUAUUAAAAGCUUCUGAAACCGGGAAAGAUAAUAUUAUGCUGAAUGAAAAAAAUGCCAAUGCGAGAUCACCAACUGGAGGCACAUUAAUUGUUUGCCCAGCCAGCUUGAUACAACAAUGGGAGGUUGAGAUUCUUUCUAAAUUAGAAUCUCAAUUAAUAACCGUUGGCCUAUAUUAUGGCUCUAAGAGGAAGCAUUCAGUUGAGGAUUUGUUGGCAAAAAACAUCAUAAUAACAUCCUAUCAAACAGUCAUGUGGGACCAAAAACUUAGUACUACUAGUCCUUUGUUUAAAAUAAAAUGGCUAAGAAUAAUAUUAGAUGAGGCGCACAUUAUAAGAAAUAAUAAGAGUUGUACCUCAAUCGCCAUUUGUAAUUUGUCAAGUAUUUUCCGUUGGGCAAUAACCGGUACGCCGAUUCAUAACAAGGAAGCUGACUUUUAUACACUAUUAAAAUUCAUAGGGUGUAAACCGUUUGAUGACUGGGGAAUUUGGAAACGUUGGGUUGGGAACAAUGAUAGAAUAGGAAGCGAAAGGUUAGCGUUAAUAGCUAACGUAGUAAUGUUACGGAGAACAAAACAAGAACUCUCACAGUUGACAUCAUUUAAUCUACCUACUAAAACUUUUCAAGUAGUUCCAGUAAAAUUGUGUAAAGAAGAAAAGGAAGCCUAUGAGCAAUUAUUAUUAUUUUCUAGUAAUUUAUUUGAAAAAUACCUUAUUGAAAAGGCACAAAAAGAAAAUGCAGUCUAUGAUUAUGAUUUUAAACUUCAUAACAACAUAAAAUAUUUAGAUGUUUUAGAACAGAAACAGGGCAAGGGUAAUGUAUUUAAAGGUUAUCCAGAACUCCAAAAACUGUUUCAACAGCUUAAAAAUAUUGAAGCCGUUCAGACAUUCCAUAUAAUAGUUUUGCUACUACGUCUUCGACAAAUGUGUUGCCAUCCAUGUUUAAUAAAAGGAAAAGUAGAAUCAAAUGAUUUGAUAAAGAGUGAAUGUCCAGAUACUGACUCAAAUGUUAAGGAUUUAAAUGAAUUUAGUUUAUCCGAAGAGCAAGAUGACAACAAAUUAUGUAGUGGAAGUAAGAUUUUUGAAGAAACUUGGAUUAGUUCAAAGAUUAAGGCCGUUUGUGAAUUGGUCAAGGAAAAAGUAUUGGGCACUGAUGACAAAGCAAUUAUUGUUUCUCAAUGGCCAAGUAUGUUACAUCUCGUACGUAAUCGGUUGUUGCUGUAUAACGUAGAAAUGGAUUUAUACACUGGAGCCGUUCCUAUAAUGGCUAGAAGUAAAGUAAUGAAUAGGUUUAACGAUCCCAAUGGUGGACCAAAGAUAUUGUUGUUGUCGUUAACUGCUGGUGGCGUUGGGCUCAAUCUAGUCUCUGCCAAUCACAUGUUUUUGGUAGAUAUCCAUUGGAAUCCUCAGCUAGAGGCACAAGCUUGUGACCGCAUCUAUAGAGUAGGUCAGACAAAGCCUGUUUACGUGUAUAAGUUUAUAUGUACUGACACUAUAGAAACAUCAAUUCAAGCGCUUCAAAAUAAAAAAUUAGAAAUUGCUGAAAAUUUAUUCCAUGGAACUAACAAAGCAGCAUCAUCAAAAUUAUCGCUUAAUGAUCUUAUGGAAAUAUUUAAAGUUAAAUAAUUAAAGUUGUUUUUAUUAUAUUUUGUUUUCCCAAACGAGUCAUAUUACCAAAGCAAGUUAGCUUCCAACGGUUUACCAAAGUUUGUUUAUUAUAUUUUUUUUGUUAUUCUAAAAUGUGACUUUAAGGUAUAAAUAUAAUUAUUAUUCAUGUUAUACUUGUAUAAUGUAUUCCUAGAAAUAGAGUUAUUUUACUAAAAUUUGUUAUAAGUUUUUUUGUUUUGUUCAAAUAGAAAUCAAUGUACAACUUUUAAG